UUGUAUCAGUAAAUGGGAUAGUUUGAAACUUAAAGACUAAUUGUUAUGACUCCAAUGCAGGUAAUGACAGUGACAACUAUAACGGGAUGCUACUUUCGUUCUUAUAUGGGCAUGCAUAUUCUCUUAUUCUUUGUACUUUCCCUCUUUUUACGAAACGACGAUAGCUGACCCACUACUAGUAAGCUUAAGUUUUACUUUUAAUCGCAACUAAACAAACUAAACCCGUGUCCAUCAAUAUAGUAUUUGUUAUCAUUUUUUACAACUUCCUGCAUCGCAUAAGAAAGAAACCACCAACAAGAAAACGGAAACAUACAAGCUAGUCGUCUGUUUCCAUCUAUCAUUCCGGCCAACGCAGUCUUUGUCACGAAAUAAAUGAACGAAUGCUAAGACCCAUCUGCCAUCAACCACUCACUUAAUUGAAACCAGAUUUGAAAGAGUUAAAUAACUGCAGAAGUCUUGUUCAAGAGAAUAGGCAUAAUUGACCGAAUUCACAGUGUUUUUGCUUCCUUAUCUUAAACAUUGCAAAUUAUGUCAUUCGACUUGGAAAACGAGGACACGCGUCUCUCAUCCGAAACCGUUUCAAUUUUGGGUACCGUAAAUUCAAGUUCAGGAUCAUACGUCGAGUACGAAGUACAUUAUAAGGGACAUUCUGUAUGGAGAAGAUAUUCCGAUUUUGUUUCUGUCCGAACGAUUCUUUGCCGUAUCUAUCCUGUUUUAAUCGUUCCGCCGAUUCCGGAGAAACAGUCAUUGUUAAGCUACGCUAAGAAGCCUGUUACUGCAAAACGUGAUACCAAGCUGUUACGACGUCGUUCAGUCUUACUGCAGUUAUUCUUAGGGCAAUGUUUAAAGCACCCCAUACUAUCGGCAGACGUUCUUUUUCAAAGCUUUCUGUCGCAGAAUAUCCCUUGGCAUGCUAUCCUCUCGGCCGAGAGUGCAUCUUUGCAACACCCGCAAAAAGAAGCAUUAAGGGUACCACCGUUGAAAACAGUGGACUCGGAUCCCUAUGCAGACAUUCGUCCUAUGAUGCCACUGAUUAUGAGUGGUACUAGUGAGUAUGUUCAGUCUGACUCAGUUUCUUCAAUCACCAAUGAAACAGGUAGUUCGUCUACCUCUUCACCCAUGCCAAAAUCCGGCUCAAAUCCCUUAGAUUCUGCUCCAGAUUCUAAAUCUUCAGAUGGAAUUGACUGUUCUGACCUAAAACAAACGGCAAGAGAGAUCAAAACCCUGAAAAACUUGCUGCGAAAUGAUUUUGAGAAGGCUAUUCAAAAGUUCUUGUCCAGCUUGAACAAACUUGAGAAUUGCCUUUCUAAAACAGGCACACUCUUCCAUUCAAUGACAUCCGUGCAAGAGAUUCCAUCUUCACAUUUAUAUCAUAUCGUCGCAAAUACGUUCGAAAGCAGUGGCUUGUUCACCACAAACUUGAAUGAAGAACUGAGCAUCUCGUUAUAUGAAUACGUUGUGCAAUCUGCGCAGCUCGCUGCAUCCGCUGCAAAUGUGUUUAAAUACCGUGAACUGAAACUCAGGCAACGGGCGUUAAUUCAUGACUUAUUAGUGCAAGAAGUGAAUAUCACUGAAGGCUCCGGCACCACCAACGUUCAAAGAAACAAUGCCCAUCGCCCGACGGCGUAUCCACAACGUAGAAGUUCGUUAUUUGGACGUUUGCAACAUGCUUUUCACGACAUUUUAGACACGGAUUCCUCAUUGCUUGGAAAGGUUCCUACACGUUUCACUCGUGGUGAACUGGAGCGAAUGCUAGAGGCUGUGAAUGAAGACUGUAAAGUCAUCGAUGCACAAUUGGAGGAUGAACUUACUUUCUACGAAGGGUGCCAAAAAGAACAGUGGGAAAAGAUUGCUUCUGCUGUACAAGAAGGCUUAUAUCAAUGGGCCACUACGAACUUGACCUGCUGGCAACGUACUCAAAGAGAACUUGAUGACCUAACAGCAGAAUUAAACCACGAGACAGAUAUUAAUGCUGAUGAGCAAGAUUAAAUUACUUGCUGUUAUGACGAAGCGUAUUAUUAAUUCCUAUUUUUUUUUCUCCGUUUGUGUGAAAAACUUUAACUUUAAUGGCUGAUUUUGAUGACCUUUUCCCUUAUGCUCCGUUUCUCUAUACACGUUCGAGCACUCAUACACACAUAUUUUCUUUUUUUUCAAAUAAAUUACGUACAAAUCCAUACACAUUUUCAUUAACA
Molecule: messenger RNA, 2192 nt
Organism: Schizosaccharomyces japonicus yFS275
Lineage: Eukaryota; Fungi; Ascomycota; Schizosaccharomycetes; Schizosaccharomycetales; Schizosaccharomycetaceae
Product: sorting nexin Atg20
Exons: 3
Coding region: 529-1989 (486 amino acids)
Biological process (GO): retrograde transport, endosome to Golgi
Cellular component (GO): endosome membrane; cytosol
Molecular function (GO): phosphatidylinositol binding
Source: RefSeq, a predicted model, not a curated record